AUGAAGGUCCCUUACUUCCUUCUAUUCCUUGCGGCGACUGUGUCUGCCCAAAAUGUCGCCAUCGGUUUGCCCGCCGAAGGAGAGAACUUGGCUCCUGGGAGUUCGACUGUGGUACAGAUUCAAAGACCGAAUUCCCUCACCGGGUCUCAGGAAAUAGCCGUUGCGAUCGGCCUAUCUUCUUGCGCGGACUCCAAGUGUUAUUCUUCAGAAGAUGUCAUGGGCACUAUUUUAUAUAACGGUCCCUUCAAGCCAGAGUAUCAUGAAUCCGGCCUGCCGCCUUAUCAGAACUUCAGCGUGAAUAUUCCCGAAUCUAUUGGAAAAGGGACGGCGCAGCUCAAUAUUGCUCAUGUUUCCUUGGUUGGUGCUGGCCCUUUCCCAUUUAUGGAGACAUUGAACCGGACGGUCCUUAUUGCUUAG
Molecule: messenger RNA, 417 nt
Organism: Aspergillus fischeri NRRL 181
Lineage: Eukaryota; Fungi; Ascomycota; Eurotiomycetes; Eurotiales; Aspergillaceae
Exons: 3
Coding region: 1-417 (138 amino acids)
Source: RefSeq, a predicted model, not a curated record